CCCAUCGGAGCGGAGACAAAAACAAUCGGCAUCCCACAGCCAGUACAACAUAAACAGGGGGACUAAAGCCCAAAGCCGAUAAAUACCUUUCUCCCCGACACGGACACCGCCGGCAGAGAAAUGGUUUCUCCGGUGACAGUGGUCAAGAGCGAAGGGCCAAAGCUGGUGCCGUUCUUCAAGGCAACCUGUGUGUACUUUGUCCUGUGGCUUCCCACCUCGAGCCCGUCCUGGUUCAGCGCUCUAAUCAAAUGUCUGCCCAUCUUCUGCCUCUGGGUGUUUCUGCUGGCUCAUGGGUUCAGCUUCCUCGGCGCUCACUCCAGUGCGCGCAGGAUCUUGGCGGGCCUCAUCUUUUCUUCUCUGGGUGACGCCUUUCUCAUCUGGCAGGAGCAGGGCUACUUUGUUCACGGCCUUCUGAUGUUUGCUAUCACCCACAUCCUCUACUCGUCUGCCUUUGGGAUGAAGCCCGUUAACGUGUCCGCCGGCCUGGCGAUCGCCGCCGUGUCCUCUGUGAGCUACAUGCUGCUGUACCCCUACCUGUCCGGCCCCUUCACCUACCUGGUGGCCGUCUACGUGGCUCUGAUCGGCUUCAUGGGCUGGAGGGCCGUAGCGGGCGUGCAGCUGGCCAACGACCUGUGGACCUGGACCAAGCUGUGCGCCUGCCUGGGCUCCGUGCUCUUCAUGGUCUCCGACCUCACCAUCGCCGUCAACAAGUUCUGCUUCCCCGUGCCGUAUUCGCGCGCCAUCAUCAUGGCCACCUACUACGCCGCCCAGAUGCUGAUAGCGCUGUCGGCCGUUGAGUGCCAGGAGGCGGAGGUGGCCCGGAAGAGAACGUGAGGUGCCUGCGGGCCCAGUAGACGCAUCUCACUGACGGAUUCCUCAGCCUUCAGCCCUCAUCUCAGUGUGACGCUCCCGCCCUGCUGUUACCGUGGCGACUGGUUAACUACGGUCUCCACACGGCCAUCACGCUUUUACUAGUAUGGUAGCGUCACAACUGUCCUCAUACCACGGCGGUAGUAUUAUCCUCAGCCUUCCUUCUCCGAACCCAGACUGGCUUUCAACCUAGUUACCGUGGAAACAAGCCUUAUUGGUAUUAUUGGAGAGUAUUACUUUGCCUUUAACUGAUUUAAUUUAAGGGGAGCCUGUCACUGGGGACCCUCAAGGAAUGUGUGUGUGUGUUUGAUUAACGCCUCUUUACCUCUCAGUCACAUCAGCCACAGUCACCACACCGACUCCCACGUCCACUUUAAAAUGGUCCAAUAACACAAUUUAACAUCAGGUUUUUGUCAUUGCUUCAGACCUUUUGAAAAGGGAUUUAUUUUUUUAACCAUGUGUUGCUUUUCACUCUGUGUAGCUUUGGUAAAUGAAGUGUUCUGUCCUUAAAGUCGGGAGCAUAUCCACAGCUACUUUAUUAUCUGCAGUCCCGUCCGUUGCAUUUCCAAUAACCACUGAGCCUUUGUGUCAAAACAAAUUCAAACCCCGUCUCUCUGGAUUAUUCAAUUGUGAUGUUCUUGAACAACUAGAUGUACAUAGAAAUAAUGACAGAGACAGAAAAUGGGUGACGGCAGUUACACAGUUUAUUUUAGGACAGAUUUUUGUGAUGCUGUCACAAAGAGAACAAAGUGCACAUUUCCUUCCCAGCAGGACGCUGUGCACAAGAGUCGUCCUUGUCUAAAACUGUGAAAGGAUAAAAAUCACUAAUGCGCGAUUAAAACUAAUGAGAUGUGAUGACUAAACCAAAAACAGCGCUCAAAAUGAACCCUUCAUUGCACACAUUCUCACAUGGUGUACAUUUGUUUCAGAUGUUUUACAGUACGUUGCAGUUUAUCAAAAACGUGACCGUGCAAAUGUCGACAUACCUGGGACCCCUGCUGGUUUGCCUAUUAGGAAAAGUUAUUUAUUCAUUAGGAAACUGUUAUCCCAUUAUUCCUAAAAUACCUUUUAACACAUUUCAUCUGCCGAUAUUUUUUUGUCUUUUAUCUAACCUCCCUUUCCCCCCCUUAAAUGGUUUGUGCUCGAAUUGAGGGUCCUUCCUGGAAUAUUCAGGCUCACUGUAGAUCCAUCCCCAGAUGUCUGCACACAUGUGGAUGCAUGUUGGGAGUGUGUGUGUGUGUGUGUGAACACCUGUGAUGGCUCAGGAGCAACAGAACGGCUGCGAAAACUACGCUGCAGGACAACGUGUUUUAACAAGUCUCCAAAAAUCCUUUCCUUCACCUCUGGUGUGUUACAGCAUCCCCAGAUGUGUUGUCAGUUUAAGGGGGAGGGAGGGACUAGAAGCAGUGUGUCAUUGGGUAAAGUAUCCUCAAACUGGUGACUUCUUACGGUUUGAUUGGACCUUAACAGUAAUUCGUUGGUAAACCGGCCUCCUCUUGAGUAGACACUCACCUUUUUAACGAGUAUACGCCAUUGGCAUCAUGAUUAACUAACCACUAACUGUCUGUUUAUUGGAAAAAGAAUCGACGUACAAUCGAGACCAGAGACGUAUUCAUGGCUAACGCAAAUAGAAAAGCGAUAGCUUUUGUUAUUCAGUGGUUCACUACACAUGCACCUCAAUAUGACAUCAUUUGCUGUAUACAAAACAACCUGGCGUCGAAAAUAAACAGACUCCGUGUCACGGGUACCUUCUGAAAGGUCAACGACCUGGAGCUGUCGGGCAACACGCCAAACGUACGCUCUAUAAAAAAGCGUGCGUUGGCGGCAGGACACGUGGAUGUCUCAGUUUGACCCCCCUCCCCACCCCCACACCCCCUGGUGUGCAAUCUGAAAUCAGACCAUGAGGAAAUAAGGAGUUAGGGGUCAGGCCGCCCUACUGGUGCGCGCUGCGUGGGCUAUUCAUGUAAGCACUCCGUUCCCAGUGGGUAUGUGCCAGAAGACCGCCCUUACUUUGGAGGGCUUUUCCUGGGAUCAUGUCACGUUGUUCGACUCGGGUCAUUGCCAGACUUUCGGGAAGUGAGGUCGGCGUCCUGGGAGCGAUACAGAGGAGUGGAAAGUUUUAACUCUCUCCUCCGGCGUCUCUAUCUCCUCUGGCGUCUCUAUUUUUAUUGGACGCAGAUGAGCUGAGCUGAAAGCACAAAAGAAAACUAAACACAUCGAGAGUCUUCUCAUGUAUGAAACAGCCCUUUUGUUUUGUUUUUCGGAGGCCCCCUCCACCCUCUGUGCGGGAGUCAUUGUUGAGCGAUACUGUUGAGCGAUACUGCCCCCACCCCCCUUUUUUUUCCCUCCCGAUUGAACCUCUUCCCUCUGCUUCUUUUUGCCGUUGUGUCCCGGGAUGUGUCACCUGAGGCUGAGCCGUAACGUCUGCACAGACCUUAGUCACGCGUGUCGAGUGGGUUGAACUGACUCAUCCAGGCCAACACCACCCAUCUGCGGUGAUGGAUGGAAAAGUGCACGAUUGACGCCUGCUCCUCCAUCAGAGUCGGCCCUACGACGUGUGUGUAAAGGUGGUGACAUGUUCUCUUUGUAUUAUCAAUCUGAAUCCACUGUGUGCUGCACUUCUCUGUAAUCAGAGCCAGGCCAGUCAAUCUCUCUCCCAGCAGCUGUAGGGUUUGUUGUGUACUGUAAACCUUUUUAGUAUAUUAUCCCUUACAUCAAGAGAUAAACCAGAAGUUGGUUUUGAUGUUGAGGGUUAGUCACAAUAAAGGGAGGCAUUGGCGUGGGAUCAUUUUUGGUUUCAAAAGAUAAUAAUAGCUCUUGAAGUGUUACAAGCUUUUAAAUAUAUAUUAAAUCUCCUUUUACUUUUAUCCAAAUACUGUUUUUGCCUGUCUCUGUGGUAAGAGCUGGGUGUGUUUUCCACAAAAAUCUUUUCUUUUUUGAAGGUCCUGACCUCAUUUCAUGAACAAAUGUCUGUUUCUUUUAUUUAUCUCUUGUUUUUAUUUCUUCAUGAAAUAAAAUCUUCAUUUUUUUUUUCAUGACCGUAGAGAUGAAAUAGUUCCUUUGCUGUAGUGAAACUGAUAUGAAUGUGAAUAUCUAUUGGAAAAAAUAAAUGCAAAGACAAUGCAACUUCAA
Messenger RNA from Gasterosteus aculeatus aculeatus (three-spined stickleback), 4002 nucleotides. RefSeq names its product lysoplasmalogenase TMEM86A-like. Gene Ontology annotation, cellular component: membrane. Gene Ontology annotation, molecular function: hydrolase activity. NCBI's taxonomy places the organism in Eukaryota, Metazoa, Chordata, Actinopteri, Perciformes, Gasterosteidae. The record is from RefSeq and is a predicted model, not a curated record.